This is a messenger RNA of Propithecus coquereli (Coquerel's sifaka), 918 nucleotides long. RefSeq names its product zinc finger, AN1-type domain 1 (gene ZFAND1). Gene Ontology annotation, biological process: cytoplasmic stress granule disassembly. The record is from RefSeq and is a predicted model, not a curated record. Gene Ontology annotation, cellular component: cytoplasmic stress granule; cytoplasm. Gene Ontology annotation, molecular function: zinc ion binding. NCBI's taxonomy places the organism in Eukaryota, Metazoa, Chordata, Mammalia, Primates, Indriidae.
AUGGCGGUGGAUCUUCUUCCAUUUGCAUGUGAUGGUUGUUCAGGAAUAUUUUGCCUUGAACAUGGAAGCGGAGAGUCUCACUGUUGUCCUGAAGUGACUAUAAUCAAUGAGAGACUGAAGACAGAUAAACAUAAAUCUUACCCAAGCCCAUUCAAGGACUGUACCGAAAGAGAACUUGUGACAGUUAUAUGUCCCUACUGUGAGAAGAAUUUUUGCCUGAGACACUGUCCUGAGUCAGAUCAUGAGUGUGAAAAACUGGAAAUCUCAAGGGCUGGUAUGGCUGCCACUCAGAAACUUGCCAAAGACAUUAUUGAUUCCAAGGCAGAAGAGACAGUAUACAAAGGACGGAAAGGUGCAAAAAAUGGUGAAACAGGUAAGGUUGCACUGAUGAGAUUACAGAUGUAUGCUGAUGGGGUUAAGUCAUCGCCACAGGGUGCUUUCUUACCUAAGGGGAGAAAAGAGAAGAGCAAACCAAUGCUCUUUUGCCACUGAUGGAACAUCGGAAAGACCAUAGAUUUUGUAGCUUCUCUAGCCAGUCUUAAAAGAAGUAAUAAAUAAAUAGCUAAGGAAUUCAGGUUAUGUCACGUUAUUUCAGGAACAGCCAUGGAUCAGACUUCAGCAGCCUGGAUUACUAAGGAGGAUUGUCCUUUAUAUAAUGGUGGGAAUAUUAUUACCUUGAAAUAUCUCGAUGAUGAAGAACAAUUUUUAAAAAAUGUUGAUUUUUACUUAGAAUAGUCAUUCAAGGAUUCAAGCCAGAAAUCACAAGGAAAAUUCUUUGUACAUGUUUAAGUCAAUUUCUUUUACUACAAAUGCUAUUUUUUUUAUUUUUAAAGGCUGCUUUUUAACUUAUUUCCAUUGUGUCACAUUUUACAUUAUCAGUCUUAUAUUAAUUUCAAGUUUUUGUGUUUUUAAGUUUAA